Messenger RNA from Candidozyma auris, 276 nucleotides. RefSeq names its product SUMO family protein SMT3 (gene SMT3). The record is from RefSeq and is a predicted model, not a curated record. The transcript has a single exon. Gene Ontology annotation, molecular function: protein tag activity; ubiquitin-like protein ligase binding. Gene Ontology annotation, biological process: protein sumoylation. Gene Ontology annotation, cellular component: nucleus; septin ring. The coding region runs from base 1 to 276 and encodes 91 amino acids. Lineage: Eukaryota; Fungi; Ascomycota; Pichiomycetes; Serinales; Metschnikowiaceae.
AUGUCUGAACAGCCAAAGGAAGAAAAGUCUGACAGCACACAUAUCAACUUGAAGGUCAGCGAUGGUACCGCCGAGAUCUUUUUCAAGAUCAAGAAGACCACCCCCAUGAAAAGAUUGAUGGAAGCUUUUUGUAAGAGACAGGGUAAAUCCAUGGAGUCCUUGAGAUUCUUGAUUGAUGGCACUCGUGUUUCUCCAGACAAUACUCCAGAGGACCUUGAUUUGGAGGAUGGGGACGUCAUUGAGGCUCACCGUGAGCAGGUCGGUGGCUUCAGGUAA